GGCUGGACCAUGAGCAUCGGUCCGUAUCUCUGUCGUCAGGAAUGCGUAGAACGCCGGAUGGAAGUACGAUGGUAUUCAGAAGCGCCCUGAAUAUCCCAAGUUGUGGGCCGAGACAUCUUACAUGCUGCAAAAGCAUUUUCAGAUUCUGCCGUUGGUUAAGCAUCUGGUCGGGAUGCCGAUAGGGUACAGUGUGCCUCGGGUUGCAUCCAUGCGUACAUCACACCAAUGACAGGGGUUUCCGUAGUGAGUGUUAUGGCCCCAAAUCAGUGUGACUUGCCCAGUUACUGUGUCUUGUCCCUAGAUCGACGAGCCACCAUUGGGAUGCAGGUGUCCUAGUCCUGCUAGAGUUAAUUACCCAGUUACCCCUCUCGCUAGGAGAGCCCAGCGAAAGGCGCAUCGAAGGCGUCAUGCAACAAUAUGGGAUCUGCACCUGUAGCAGCAACUUGCAAAGGGGAUUCGCAGGCGGUCGUGUAUGAAUGGCUGUUCAUCAGUUCAAUUCGAAUCAGCAGCACCUGGCCGCGUUGCGGGACUGUUGAAUAUAGUAUAAAAACCCGUCGUAAGAACAAUGUUUCCCUCACAUUCAACGCCCGAAAUUUACAUACAUCUCUCAUAAUUCACACUCGCUUAGUGAGAGCCAAAAAUUUUCUUUUGUUCUCUUGAUCACCAACCUCUACCUAGACCAUGGAACAGAUGAUGUCUUACGAGGCUAUCGUCUUUCCCUGCGACGACCGACCGCCUCAUCUCGUUUCCCUCAUGACCAGUCCUAUCUUGAUUCCCCUGGCUAGCCCUGCUGAGCCGUUCCGUUGCGGAAGGAUGCCACAUCCCGAGGUAUAUAUGGACUACAUUGCUGAAGGCCUAGGUCCGCGAGCGUGGCACUACCAGCUAGUGGAAGCACUUGAUGGCAUGAAUAAGAAGUUUACUACUCCAUACAUAAUCUUCUACCCCACUGUGUCUCGGGAUGGGAUGCCUUUCCCCAUCAACAAGUGCAUCCGCGAGAUUCAGAGGAGUUCCUACAAGGACUCAUCUGCCUGGCGAGGCAAUAUCGUCGUCGCGAAGUACUGUGACACUAGGUACUCCGCCAUGAUGAAUGCCUCCAUGGCGGAUUUCCCACUAGUGAAGAACUAUCUUUCUAACCACCACAAGCCAUAGAGUGACGCUACUACCCUAGAUUAGUUUCAUUUCCUUCACGCCUGCGCCUCGACUUUCACUCAUAGAUUCUCCAGUGUGUUGAGCUCCUGCAGGUUCAAGCCCUGUUUUGGACACAACGGUCUUUAUCUCCGGACUUGAUGUUGUUAUACCAUCAUCCUGUAGACUUGUAAUUCAUACUAUAAAUUAUCUAAAUAUCCUCGAUCUCA
Molecule: messenger RNA, 1355 nt
Organism: Somion occarium
Lineage: Eukaryota; Fungi; Basidiomycota; Agaricomycetes; Polyporales; Cerrenaceae
Source: the annotation of a GenBank genome assembly